Molecule: messenger RNA, 3396 nt
Organism: Sphenostylis stenocarpa
Lineage: Eukaryota; Viridiplantae; Streptophyta; Magnoliopsida; Fabales; Fabaceae
Source: the annotation of a GenBank genome assembly
AUGAUGUUCCCCCAAUUUGGAGCGACGGCGGAAUCUCUGAGCAAGGCCUCGACGGCUAUGUUCCGGAUCGGAACCGACGCUCACCUCUACGACGAUCCCGAGGACGUUAGUAUCGGUCCUCUCCUCGACAGCAAGUUCGAUUCCGAGAAAUGCGAAGCUCUCAAGCGCUUGCUCGCUCUCAUCGCUCAGGGUUUCGACGUGUCCAACUUCUUCCCUCAGGUUGUUAAAAAUGUUGCGUCUCAGUCCUUGGAAGUGAAGAAGCUCGUCUACUUGUACCUCCUGCAUUAUGCUGAAAAGCGACCGAAUGAGGCUUUGUUGUCGAUUAAUUGCUUCCAGAAGGACCUUGGGGACACAAAUCCGUUGGUGAGGGCAUGGGCGCUUCGUGCCAUGGCUGGAAUCCGCCUUCAUGUAAUUGCACCUCUUGUUCUUCUUGCUGUGCAGAAAUGUGCCAGAGAUCCUUCUGUGUAUGUUAGAAAAUGUGCUGCUAAUGCUCUUCCCAAGCUUCAUGAUUUGCGGAUGGAGGAACAUGCUUCUGCAAUUGAAGAGAUUGUUGGACUACUUUUAAAUGACCACUCCCCGGGAGUUGUUGGAGCUGCUGCAUCUGCUUUUACUUCUGUUUGCCCAAACAAUUUUUCAUUGAUAGGAAAAAAUUACAAACGGUUGUGUGAGAUUCUUCCUGAUGUGGAGGAGUGGGGUCAAAUAAUUCUAAUUGGGAUCCUUCUGCGGUAUGUGAUAGCAAGGCAUGGGCUUGUCAAAGAAUCUGUCAUGUUUUCUUUGAAUAAUAAUAAAGACGUUGGCAAUUUAGAGGAAGAUGAAUCCUAUAUUACUUCAAUCGAAGAUGCAAGUUAUGCCAUUGAUAUGACUGUAUCUGAAUUAGCGAAUAUGAUCUUCCAAUGUUACAUUGAAGGGCCAGAUGAGUACUUAUCACGCUCAAGUUCUACAAAUAGGGUUCCUCCUAAAUUAGAUGUAUCACAGUAUAUAUCUUGCAGUAAUGAUGUUGUGAGGAUCCUGCUGCAGUGUACAUCACCAUUGCUAUGGAGUAAUAACAGCGCAGUUGUUCUUGCAGCUGCCGGUGUGCACUGGAUAAUGGCUUCUAAGGAGCACAUCAAAAGAAUUGUUAAACCACUCUUGUUUGUGCUGAGAUCAUCGUCUGCCUCAAGAUAUGUGGUAUUGUGCAAUAUCCAAGUGUUUGCUAAAGCUAUGCCAUCUCUCUUUGCUCCACACUAUGAAGAUUUUUUCAUAUUCUCUUCAGAUUCCUAUCAGAUAAAGGCACUGAAGCUGGAUAUACUUUCUUCUAUUGCUACAGAUUCGUCCAUUUCAUUAAUUUGUAAAGAGUUUCAGGAUUAUAUCAGAGAUCCAGAUAGGAGAUUUUCUGCUGACACAGUUGCUGCCAUUGGUGUAUGUGCUCAACGACUUCCAAACAUGGCAGCUUCAUGCUUGGAAGGAUUAUUGACUCUGGUUAGACAAGAACUUUUUUGUGGUGAAGUUAGAUCCUUGGAUGGCGAAGAGAGCGUGCUAAUUCAGUCAAUUAUAUCCAUCAAAUCAAUUAUAAAAUUAGAACCAUCCAGUUAUGAGAAGGUUAUAAUUCGGUUAGUCCGGAGCUUGGAUAAAAUUAAGGUUCCUACUGCCCGUGCAAUCAUUAUUUGGAUGUUGGGGAAAUAUUGCUCUUUGGGUGAGAUAAUUCCGAGGAUGUUGAGUACAGUACUUAAGUAUCUUGCCCAAUAUUUUACGUCAGAAGCAUUAGAAACUAAGCUUCAGAUUCUUAAUACAACUGCGAAGGUCUUACUGUGCAUUAAGGGGGAAGAUAUUUUGACUGUGAGAAAAAUUUGGAAUUAUGUAAUUGAACUGGCUGAGUGUGACCUUAACUAUGAUAUCCGUGAUCGGUCACGUUUCUUGAAGAAAAUUCUCUCUAGUAAUUGGGAGUCUCAGCAUGGGGCAGGAGAAAAUAGUGAAUCACAAAAAAGUGACCAGUCCUAUAUACUUGCAGAAUGCUUAUUUGGUGGAGACACAAAAGCUGUGAGAGUUCCAUCUGAACCCAUUGAUUACCGAUUUUAUCUCCCCGGGUCACUUUCACAGUUAGUAUUCCAUGCAGCUCCAGGCUAUGAGCCUCUCCCAAAACCUUGUAGCCAGCCAUACACUGAUCUUGAUCAAUAUGAUGGAGCUGCUAAGAGUGAUUCAGAUGAGGAGGAGAAUACUGGCACAUCUGGGUCUUUGAAUGAGGAAAGUGCUUCAGAUUAUAGUUCUGAACAGUCUAUUACUGCUUCAGGCGGAGUCAGUGGCAGUGAUGAGUCUGUUUCUGGCAACAAAGGUGAAGAUAAUGCUGAUCCAUUGAUUCAGAUUUCAGACAGUGGCAAUGUCUGUGAAAAUCAGAAUGGUGGGGCUCCCUCUGGUACAACUGGUUUUCAGGACUUGAUGUCAACAAAGUCUCUUGAGUCUUGGUUAGAUGAACCGACCAGAUCAUCAAAAGGAAGUGAAAUAGAACAAAGCCGAGUUUGUAGAUCUUCAGCACGAAUAACCAUUGGCAAUAUAGGAAGCCGGGUUAAACCCAAAUGCUACACUCUCUUAGAUCCUGCAAAUGGAAAUGGGUUAAAGGUGCAUUAUUCAUUUUUAUCCGAUACUUCUAGCAUAUCCUCUCACCUUGUAUGUUUGGAAGUAUUAUUUGAAAAUUGUUCUUUGGAACCCAUGCUUGAUAUAGUCUUAAUAGAUGAAGAUUAUAGCAAAAGCUCUGAUUCCAAAGAUCAAAUAUCAUCACCAGCUCAAAAUACUCUUAAAUUUCAUGUCGAUAAACCAGCACUGGUUUCCAUGGAGGAGAUCCCUUCUCUGGAGCCUGGUCAGACGGAAAACCGAAUGCUGCUGGUUCGUUUCCAUCACCACCUAUUGCCUCUGAAACUGUCUUUAUUUUGCAAUGACAAGAAAUUCCCUGUCAAGUUAAAGCCUGACAUAGGAUACUUUGUAAAACCACUUCCAAUCAGUAUUGAAGAUUUCAGAGAGAAGGAAUCUCAUCUUCCAGGGAUGUUUGAAUAUGUGAGGAGUUGCACCUUUACUGAUCACAUUCUCGAGCUGAACAAGGGAAGCAACUCUUUGACAGAGGACAAAUUCCUUGUGAUCUGUGAAAAGUUAGCACUAAAGAUGCUGAGCAAUGCAAACCUUUCUCUUGUGUCUGUGGAUAUGCCGGUUGCUACCAACCUUGAUGAUGCAUCUGGUUUGUGUUUGCGUUUCAGCUGUGAGAUCUUGAGCAAUUCCAUGCCAUGCUUAAUCACAGUUACUGUUGAAGGUAAAUGCUGCGACCCGUUAAUUGUUUCUGUAAAAGUUAACUGUGAAGAGACGGUAUUUGGCUUAAAUUUCUUAAAUAGGGUUAUAAAUUUCUUAGUUGAACCAUCUGUUCCCCACUUGUAA